Molecule: messenger RNA, 3759 nt
Organism: Nerophis lumbriciformis (worm pipefish)
Lineage: Eukaryota; Metazoa; Chordata; Actinopteri; Syngnathiformes; Syngnathidae
Source: RefSeq, a predicted model, not a curated record
AUGUGGACUCGCACCAGGAUUAGACAUCGCUUCCUAAUAGUGUGCCUGCUGUUGACGUUAUGGGCCAAGGCGUCCCAGUCAACAGGCUAUUUUGAGCUGCAGCUGAUCUCUGUUGAGAAUGUGAACGGCGAGUUGGCGAGCGGGGAGUGCUGCGACGGCUCCAGGAGCUCCCAGGAGGAUCUGAGCUGCGUGGAGGACGAGUGUGACACUUAUUUCAAGGUGUGCCUCAAGGAGUAUCAGGUGGACAUCACCACUGGGGGGCCCUGCAUCUUCGGAGCUGGAUCUACGCAAGUUCUUGGUGGAAAUAUGUUGAGUUUUCAAAACGCGAAGAACAAAAUUGACGAGGCUGGCAAGAUCGUGAUCCACUUCCAGUUCGCAUGGCCGCGGACGUACACCUUAAUUGUUGAGGCCUGGGACUGGGACAACACUACUCGGAACAAUGAGGACGACCACCUGAUUGAGCGCAGCGCUCACACUGGCACGGGGAUUCCAGGUGCCCCCUGGCAGACCAUCCAUCAUGAUGGGCCUGUUGCUCGCAUGAACUACCGCAUCCGGGUUCGCUGUGACGAGAAUUACUACGGCAACAAGUGCAAUAAACUAUGUGUUCCACGUGACGACUACUUUGGCCACUAUCGCUGUGAGGCUUCAGGCGCUCAAGUUUGUCUAGAGGGCUGGAUGGGUCCCGACUGUAAAACAGCAACCUGCAAGCAAGGUUGUAAUCUGCUACAUGGUGGUUGCUCGGUUCCAGGAGAAUGCAGGUGUAACUACGGCUGGCAGGGUCAGUUCUGUGAUGAUUGUGCCGUGUUCCCCGGAUGUGUCCACGGCACUUGUAACAUCCCCUGGCAGUGCAACUGUGAGAGGAACUGGGGUGGCCUAUUGUGCGAUAAAGAUCUGAAUUACUGUGGGCGCCACCAGCCUUGCGUCAAUGGGGGCACGUGCAUGAACACGGAGCCAGAUGAGUAUCACUGCGCCUGUCCUCAGGGUUACUCUGGCAAAACGUGUGAGAUAGCUGAGCACUCGUGUGUUUCCAGUCCUUGUGCGAAUGGCGGUACAUGCCACGAAGCUCCAUCAGGCUUUGAGUGUCAGUGUCUACCAGGCUGGGAAGGUUUAACUUGUUCAAACAAUGUAAACAACUGUGCUUCCAAUCCUUGUGCUCGGGGUGGAACCUGCAUCGACCGGGAAGAUGGCUUCGACUGUGUGUGCCCACCUGAGUGGGAAGGAAAAACCUGCCAGAUUGAUGCUAAUGAGUGUGCAAGAAAGCCGUGUGUGAACGCUAAUUCUUGCAAAAAUUUGAUUGGUGGAUAUCACUGCGACUGUUAUCGGGGAUGGUCUGGACAAAACUGUGACAUCAACUGCCAUGGUCAAUGCCAGAAUGGAGGAACUUGCAAGGAAGGCCCACGCGGUUACCAUUGCCAGUGCCCACCAGGCUUUGUCGGUUCUCACUGUGAAAUCCAAAGGAAUAAGUGUGACAGCAGACCCUGUCAGAAUGGAGGCCAAUGCCACACUUUGUUAGGUGGCUUUGUGUGCCAAUGCCCAACUCAGUUUUCAGGACUACUGUGUGAGAUCCAGGUCUCGGUCCCUUCAGACGCAUGCGACCCCAACCCAUGUGAGAACAAUGCCAAGUGCCACAGUAUGGUCCAGGACUUCUACUGCGCAUGUCCUGAGGGCUUUGAGGGAAAGACCUGUGAGAAACCCAAGGAGGACUGUAAAACCACCCCUUGUCAAGUUAUCGACAGCUGCACUGUUGCUAUAGCGACCAACGACUCCGCAGAAGUGCGGCGCAUCUCCUCCAAUGUUUGCGGACCUCGAGGGCACUGUGUGAGCGGGCUGACUGGCAACUUCACCUGUAUCUGUGAUCCAGGGUUUAGUGGCAUCUACUGUCAUGAAAACAUUAACGACUGCCUCAAAAGCCCGUGCAGAAACGGUGGAACCUGCAUUGAUGGCGUCAAUUCCUUUCAGUGUUUCUGUGCAGACGGUUGGGAGGGACAACUCUGCGACCUCAAUGUCAACGAGUGCAGACACAACCCAUGCAAGAACGGCGGCCACUGUGUCGACCUUGUGAAUGACUUUUACUGUGAGUGUGCUGACAAUUGGAAGGGCAAGACCUGCCAUUCGCGCGAAAGCCAGUGUGACGCAACCACAUGCGGUAAUGGAGGCACAUGCUAUGACCACGGGAACACUUUCCGCUGUGCCUGCCCACCUGGCUGGGGAGGAAAAACAUGCAACACAGCCAAGAACAGCACAUGCGCCUCUAGUCCUUGUUUGAAUGGUGGAACCUGCGUGGGAGGCGUUGACACCUUUACUUGUAUCUGCAAAGACGGCUGGGAAGGACCCACCUGCAACCAAAAUAUAAAUGACUGCAACCCUCAUCCAUGUUACAAUGGUGGUAUCUGUGUGGAUGGAGUCAACUGGUUUAGAUGUGAGUGCGCCCCUGGGUUUGCCGGGCCUGACUGCAGAAUCAACAUCAAUGAGUGCCAGUCAUCCCCCUGUGCCUACGGCGCCACCUGUGUGGACGAGAUCAAUGGGUUCCGCUGCAUUUGUCCACUCGGUAGAACGGGAGUCCGAUGUCAAGAAUUCAUAGGUAUUGGCAAGUCAUGUCAUUAUGCCGGGCUGCAGUUUCCUCAUGGCAGUCGCUGGGAGGAGGAGUGCAACAACUGCUACUGUGGCAACGGAAAAGUGGAGUGCACAAAGGUUCAGUGCGGUCGACGGCCCUGCCGCCUGCAGUCUACAGACCAAGAUGCAACCAGUCAUUCCUGCCCUGCUGGACGCGAGUGUGAACCACACAGAUACCUCACAUGUUUUUCAGCCCCUUGUCAUCAGUGGGGGGUAUGUUCUCAAGCGCAGACACAAACCACCACCAAGUGUCAGCCAAACAGUGGGCACCUGGACAACAAUUGCGGCCGCAUCACAUUGGUUUUCAACAAAGACAAAGUCCCACUGGGAACAACAGUGGAGAACAUCUGCUUUGAGCUGAGAUAUCUUCCUGACACCAGAACUUUGGCAAAAGACCACACUCUCCUCCUUCUGUGUGACCUUUCUCAUUCCACUCAGGAUGCUGUUGAAGUGGCCAUAUCUUUCCAGCCCGAGGAUCUCGCAGACCACAGUCUGAUACAGGAGACUGCCAACACCAUAGUGGGCACCUUGUCAAAGAGGCACAACAGCUCCAUCAUGUUGGCAGUCAUUGAGGUCAAAGUGGAAACACAAGUCAACUCCCGUUCACUGGACUACCUGGUGCCUCUGCUGUGCGUCAUCUUCAGUUUGCUCUGCCUCUUCUGCAUCAUUGUUUGUGUUUGGUGGACUCGCAAGCGGAGAAAAGAACGUGAAAGGAACGUACGCUUGCCGGCAGACGACAGCGUCAACAACCAAUGGGAGCCGCUUCGGCUCGUGGUGGGACGUCAGCAGCAGCAGCAACAGCAGCAGCAGCUGAAAGAGAGCAACAGGGAGGCCGAGCAGGAGCGCAAAAAGCUCAUGGAGCCCUCCUAUCGGACGUGUGAUGAAGGGGACGAGGAGGACGAGGAAGAGACGGAAGGCGAGCUGGAGGAGGAGAUGUGCGGCGCGGAAGCGGGAGAGCAGCCAGUUUAUAAGUACUCAAAGACUGCAAUGCAGUCAAGUGGGGGGCUAAUCUGCACCACGCACAGUUCGAGUUCGCCCCUCAAAGCACCCCACCGGACCCCAGGCUACAGCCCCAAAGACAACCGCUGGAAAAAUGUCAGUGCCGUCAUGACUGGCCAAAAAGACGUCAGAGACCAUUGUGUAUAA